AUGACCAUUUGCAAAUCAAAAUUAUACUACAAUUUUAUACGCACUCUCUCUUUCAAAACGCUGUGGAUAUCCACACUCCCCCCCCUUUCAAGACGUUGUCAAUCUCCACGCUCCCCUUCCAAGACGUUGUCGAUCUCACACUCCCCCUUUCAAGACGUUGACAUUGUCGAUCUCAGGACGUUGUCGAUCUCCCCCUUUCAGGACGUUGUCUCCCCUUUCAGGACGUUGUCGAUCUCUACACUCCCCUUUCAGGACGUUGUCGAUCUCUACACUCCCCCUUUCAGGACGUUGUCGAUCUCUACACUCCCCUUUCAGGACGUUGUCGAUCUCUACACUCCCCCCUUUCAGGACGUUGUCGAUCUCUACACUCCCCUUUCAAGACGUUGUCGAUCUCUUUACACUACCCCCCUUUCAGGACGUUGUCGAUCUCUACGUUGUCUCCCCUUUCAGGACGUUGUCGAUCUCUACACUCCCCCUUUCAGGACGUUGUCGAUCUCUACACUCCCCUUUCAGGACGUUGUCGAUCUCUGCACUCCCCCCUUUCAGGACGUUGUCGAUCUCUACCCUCCCCCCUUUCAGGACGUUGUCGAUCUCUACACUCCCCUUUCAAGACGUUGUCGAUCUCUACACUCCCCCUUUCAGGACGUUGUCGAUCUCUACACUCCCCUUUCAGGACGUUGUCGAUCUCCACGCCCCCUUUCAAGACGUUGUCGAUCUCUACACUCCCCUUUCAAGACGUUGUCGAUCUCUACACUCCCCCUUUCAAGACGUUGUCGAUCUCCACUCUCCCCUUUCAAGACGUUGUCGAUCUCCACACUUCCCCUUUUCAAGACGUUGUCGAUCUCUACACUCCCCCUUCCAAGACGUUGUCGAUCUCUACACUCCCCCUUUCAAGACGUUGUCGAUCUCUACACUCCCCCUUUCAGGACGUUGUCGAUCUCUACACUCCCCCUUUCAGGACGUUGUCGAUCUCUACACUCCCCCUUUCAGGACGUUGUCGAUCUCCACGCUCCCCCUUUCAAGACGUUGUCGAUCUCUACACUCCCCCUUUCAAGACGUUGUCGAUCUCUACACUCCCCCUUUCAAGACGUUGUCAAUCUCCACGCUCCCCCUUCCAAGACGUUGUCGAUCUCCACACUCCCCCUUUCAAGACGUUGUCGAUCUCUACACUCCCCCUUUCAGGACGUUGUCGAUCUCUACACUCCCCCUUUCAGGACGUUGUCGAUCUCUACACUCCCCCUUUCAGGACGUUGUCGAUCUCUACACUCCCCCUUUCAGGACGUUGUCGAUCUCUACACUCCCCCCUUUCAGGACGUUGUCGAUCUCUACACUCCCCUUUCAGGACGACGUUGUCGAUCUCUACGUUGUCUCCCCCUUUCAAGACGUUGUCGAUCUCUCCACUCCCCCCUUUCAGGACGUUGUCCCCCUCCCCUUUCAGGACGUUGUCGAUCUCUACUCUCCCCCUUUCAGGACGUUGUCGAUCUCUCCCCCUUUCAGGACGUUGUCGAUCUCCCCCUUUCAGGACGUUGUCGAUCUCCACGCUCCCCUUUCAAGACGUUGUCGAUCUCUACACUCCCCUUUCAAGACGUUGUCGAUCUCUACACUCCCCUUUCAAGACGUUGUCGAUCUCCACGCCCCCCUUUCAAGACGUUGUCGAUCUCCACACUUCCCCUUUUCAAGACGUUGUCGAUCUCUACCUCCCCUUCCAAGACGUUGUCGAUCUCUACACUCCCCCUUUCAAGACGUUGUCAAUCUCCACGCUCCCCUUCCAAGACGUUGUCGAUCUCCACUCCCCCUUUCAAGACGUUGUCGAUCUCUACACUCCCCUUUCAGGACGUUGUCGAUCUCACACCCCCCUUUCAGGACGUUGUCGAUCUCCACGCUCCAUCUUUUUCAAGACGUUGUCGAUCUCUACACUCCCCUUUCAAGACGUUGUCGAUCUCUACACUCCCCCUUUCAGGACGUUGUCGAUCUCUACACUCCCCUUUCAGGACGUUGUCGAUCUCCCGCUCCCCUUUCAAGACGUUGUCGAUCUCUACACUCCCCUUUCAAGACGUUGUCGAUCUUUACACUCCCCCCUUUCAGGACGUUGUCGAUCUCUACACUCCCCCUUUCAGGACGUUGUCGAUCUCUACACUCCCCUUUCAGGACGUUGUCGAUCUCACGCUCCCCUUUCAAGACGUUGUCGAUCUCUACACUCCCCCUUUCAAGACGUUGUCGAUCUCUACACCCCCUUUCAAGACGUUGUCGAUCUCCACGCUCCCCCUUCCAAGACGUUGUCGAUCUCCACACUCCCCCUUUCAAGACGUUGUCGAUCUCUACGCUCCCCCUUUCAAGACGUUGUCGAUCUCUACACUCCCCCUUUCAAGACGUUGUCGAUCUCCACACUCCCCCUUUCAAGACGUUGUCGAUCUCCACACUCCCCCUUUCAAGACGUUGUCGAUCUCCACACUCUAUCUUUCAAAACUUUGA
Acanthosepion pharaonis is the source of this 2472-nucleotide messenger RNA. NCBI's taxonomy places the organism in Eukaryota, Metazoa, Mollusca, Cephalopoda, Sepiida, Sepiidae. The record is from the annotation of a GenBank genome assembly.